GAAUUAUCUAAAUGAAGGGAUUGACGCGGUUGCUAAUGGCGGGUUAGGAACGACGAUGCCUCGGGCUAUAUUAAUCGAUGCAUUGCCGACUCUUUUCCUUCCCUUUCGCCUUCUCCUUCGAUCAAGCUGCUUCGCAGAGGAUCAAAAUACUUGCUUUCUUCUCCUCUUUGUUGGUCGCUAAACUUCGCAUUGCUUCUGCGCGUCGUCCGCCCCUUGAUUUCUCUUGUGAGGUAUCGAUAUGGAAUUUGAGGGUAGGUACAAGAAGGUUCAAUCUCAGGGUGGCCGAUUUGAUUGCCUUCUCUUUGAUCUUGAUGACACACUAUAUCCAUUGAGUUCUGGCAUGGCCGCAGAGUGCCGCAAGAACAUCGGAGAGUAUAUGCUUGAAAAGCUUGGGAUUGAAGAGAGCAAGAUACCAGACUUGUGUAGUGUACUGUAUCAGAAAUAUGGAACAACAAUGGCUGGUCUAAGGGCCAUUGGCUACAACUUCAAUUAUGAUGAUUACCACAGCUUUGUUCAUGGAAGAUUACCUUAUGAAACAUUAAAGCCAGAUCCUGUUCUAAGGCAACUCUUGUUGAGCCUUCCAAUUCGCAAAGCCAUAUUUACGAAUGCCGAUCGAGAUCAUGCUGCCAGAGUUCUCAAGCGGCUUGGUCUGGAGGAUUGUUUUGAGGGAGUUAUUUGCUUUGAGACGCUGAACCAGCCAUCCUCUUCCUCUGGGGAAGAGACCUCAAGCAACAUCUUUGACAUAGUCGGUUACUUAUCGACACCUGACCCUGCAGUUGAUCAACCAAAAACACCAAUACUGUGCAAACCAUCCGUAGAAGCCAUGGAGCAAGCUCUCAGAAUAGCAAAUUUUGACCCCCAAAGAACUGUUUUCUUUGAUGACAGCGCGCGGAAUAUUCAAUCUGCAAAAGCAAUCGGACUCCACACUGUCUUGGUUGGCACUUCACAGAGAGUCAAAGGCGCAGACCAUGCUUUAGAAAGCAUCCACAACGUAAGGGAAGCAUUGCCUGAGCUCUGGGAGGAGGCCGAGAAAUCCAGCAACAUUCGACCGUCGAACAAUGUCACUAUGGAGACCUCUGUGACUGCCUAAGCUAAUUCUUCUACCUUGUCGUUGGCUUUGUUCAUAUGUUUCCUUUUCUUUCUUGUUAGAUGGCUCUUAUUCCACGAUCAUGUAUUUCCUACAAUGCCUGCAAUAUUCCACGAUCAUUUUCAUCA
This is a messenger RNA of Zingiber officinale, 1215 nucleotides long. RefSeq lists its product as uncharacterized. The record is from RefSeq and is a predicted model, not a curated record. NCBI's taxonomy places the organism in Eukaryota, Viridiplantae, Streptophyta, Magnoliopsida, Zingiberales, Zingiberaceae. The transcript has 9 exons. Bases 239 to 1090 code for a protein of 283 amino acids.